Messenger RNA from Nelumbo nucifera (sacred lotus), 1874 nucleotides. RefSeq names its product endoglucanase 11-like. NCBI's taxonomy places the organism in Eukaryota, Viridiplantae, Streptophyta, Magnoliopsida, Proteales, Nelumbonaceae. Gene Ontology annotation, molecular function: hydrolase activity, hydrolyzing O-glycosyl compounds. Gene Ontology annotation, biological process: carbohydrate metabolic process. The record is from RefSeq and is a predicted model, not a curated record.
AAGAGUGAAAAGACCAAGUUUAAAGGGCGUGCGUUUUCAUGUGAGAUGCACAUGCGAGAAGGGGAGAGAGAGAGAAGAGAGGAAGAGGCACGAAUUAGCGAAAGAAGAGUCUCUGUCUCCCCUCCCCUUUUGAACUCUUGGAAGUUCUAGAGGGAAGGGGCAAUGGAGGAGAAAAAGCAAAUUGAAUUCCCGGCAGUUCCGAGACGGAGAGUUCUGCUACAAUGGUGCCCCCUGCUUUUCAUGUUUGUGAUAUUUGCCAACGCUCGAGCCUUUGAUUACAGAGAUGCGCUCACCAAAAGCUUGCUCUACUUUGAGUCUCAACGUUCGGGGCGAUUGCCACACAAUCAGCGGGUUACCUGGCGGGACCAUUCCGGCCUCAUCGACGGCUUAGAACAAGGAGUGGACUUAGUCGGGGGGUACUACGACGCCGGUGACCACGUCAAGUUCGGACUUCCGAUGGCAUUUACAAUAACAAUGCUGUCGUGGAGCGUCAUAGAAUACGGCAAGCAGAUCGCCGCAGCCGGGGAGUACGAGCACGCACUCGAGGCGAUCAAAUGGGGAACCGAUUAUUUUAUUAAAGCCCACACUAACCCACAUGUUUUAUGGGGCGAGGUUGGGGACGGGGACACCGAUCACUACUGUUGGCAACGGCCGGAGGAUAUGACGACGUCACGACAAGCUUACAAGAUAGACGAGAAAAAUCCAGGAUCCGAUCUGGCCGGGGAAACAGCGGCAGCCAUGGCCGCCGCAUCCAUCGUAUUCCGGAAAUCUAACCCACAUUACUCUCACCUACUCCUACAUCAUGCCCAGCAGUUGUUCGAAUUUGGCGACAAAUACAGAGGAAGCUAUGACAGCAGUAUUGGAGCCGUGAAGACAUACUAUUCGUCGGUGAGCGGUUACAAAGACGAGUUGUUAUGGGCUGCCGUGUGGCUUUACCAGGCCACCGACAACAAAGAUUAUCUCAAGUAUGUCAUCGACAAAGCUCAUUGUUUUGGUGGGAUCAGUUGGGCCAUCACCGAGUUCAGUUGGGACGUUAAGUACGCUGGUGUUCAGAUCAUCGCUUCCAAGCUGCUGAUGGAAAGUAGACACACAGUUACAGAGCACGCUCACAUACUCGGGCAGUAUCGCUCCAAGGCCGAACAUUAUCUCUGUGCGUGCCUGAACAAGACCACGGUGGAGAACGUCGACCGUACCCCAGGAGGUCUCUUAUAUAUCCGUCAAUGGAACAAUAUGCAAUAUGUGUCGACGGCAGCCUUCCUUCUCACCGUUUACUCCGACUACCUGCAACGCUACUCCGACCAAAAGCUUAACUGCCCAGGAGGAGAGGUGGGGCCCCGAGAGAUUCUCGACUUCGCCAUAUCUCAAGUUGACUACAUUUUGGGCUCUAAUCCGAUGGGCAUGAGCUAUUUAGUGGGCUAUGGCCCAAAGUACCCCAGGAGGGUACACCAUAGAGGGGCAUCGAUUGUAUCAUACAGAGAGAGCAAGGGGUUUAUUGGGUGCACGCAAGGGUAUGACAACUGGUAUGGGCGGGAUGAAGCCAACCCCAAUGUCCUAGUGGGGGCCCUCGUUGGUGGGCCCGAUUGCCAGGAUAAUUUUAGGGACCGAAGGAGCAAUUUUAUGCAGACCGAGGCCUGUACUUAUAAUACUGCUCCCUUGGUUGGGCUUUUCGCAAAAUAUCACCAGUUACAAUCAGGAGUUCAAAACCUCUCCAACACUCCAUCUCCUUUAAUUGCUUCUUACUGAAACCAAACGAAACUGGGGUAUAUAUAUAUAGGAGUUUCUGUAAAUUGUUUUAUUUUAUUUUUUUGUUGCCAGAAUUAAGAAUCUCCACCCCAAUGUGUACCUUUAUUCUUAUAUAAUUAAUAAUAUAUAGA